AUGCGGCGACAAACACUGAGUCCGUCCGAGUGGAUCACGUCUCCUCAUGCCCCUCCCACCCUUCUUUUUCGCCUUGCCUUCGACUUAUCAGGCCAGUACCAUGCUAGCCGUUCGAGAAGAUGCCUUAUGGUCAAGGAAGGCCUAGUUGCUAGCCCUGAUGCCGUACGAGAUGUCUUGCCUUACGCUGAGCCGCAACUCAAGAACGUCAACAUGGUUUCUAAGGCUAUCCUUACCUUUGCCAUGGCGGCAUGCGCCGCCCAAGCUGCAUCUCUCGCGAAGCGCGACUCCGGGACCUUGUUCGCCACUGAAACCACCAUUUACGAUGUUGGAGUCGGCUCGGCCAUCUGCAGCCGCGAUGGCGUAGUCCAAAUCUACAAGUCUGAUAUCGACGAGGGCCGGGACAAGACCGCCCUCUUGACUUUUGAUAUUCCCGAGUCACUCGCCGGCCACACGUGCAAGUUGGGCUUCACUCUUGGCAACGGCUUUAGCGACGGCCAGUCAAACAACCUCCAGCUCUUUACCAGCCUCGAGGCCUCCCCUGCCUGCGCCAUACCCGACGGUUACAUUGCGAGCUACCCGCCCGGCAACUGGCGAGGCAUCAACAUUGGCGACAUCGCCAUCGGCGACCCCACCAGCACCAUUACCGCCUAUGGAGACUCUCUCUUGAAGGGUGGAGACUGCCCCGCGGGCCAAACCCUCGCCUUCGAGCUGGUUGGCCAGGGCCAGGACGUUUGGGUAGGGUUGAGUACGAAGGAAGAAGGCCUUUACAUCGAAUACAGCUAA
This is a messenger RNA of Parascedosporium putredinis, 783 nucleotides long. The record is from the annotation of a GenBank genome assembly. NCBI's taxonomy places the organism in Eukaryota, Fungi, Ascomycota, Sordariomycetes, Microascales, Microascaceae.